ACACCACAGAGCCUUUUUAUCCUCCGUAUCGCCACCUCCCUGACUUCUCUACUGCUUUCGAAUCAGCAUUUAUUUUGUAGUCCCAAGUCCGCACAUCCGAGGAAGGAGGGGAAGGAGCAGAGUUCGUAAUAAGUGAUGAUACUUGCUCUCCAGGCAUUUAUUGCUCCGGGCGGGUGGUGAGAGGCAGCAUUUAACGGGAAGACUGGACUGUGUUUCGGUUGUGAAGAGGUGAGGUGACUGGAGACGACUGAGGGGAACCGUCAGACGUUGUUCUUCUGCUGGAAGUUUUCAAAUUCUCAUCUGUUGCUGUUGCAUUUGCUGCUGCUUCCAUGGAGCAGCUCGGAGGACCCAUUAAUGAUUCCCUUUUGGUCAGGGAAGAGUUGAACUCGGUGUGCAUGGAACCAGGAGCAGCGAGCGCCAGGUUUUCCGAGCAUCCUGAAAUGAGAUAUGAGAGCCUGUUCUCUCGCCAAAUGCCUUUCCUUCAACUACUCCAGGGAGCCAUGCAAGCAGAGGACGAGACGGAGGAAGAGAAAGUCGAGCUCCAACUGCAACAAUAUCAACACCAAAGUUUAUUCACUUCUUGCGCACAAGAAUCCAACAUCGAGCUCCUGCUCCGGUUACAGAGACAAAACUGCCUCGAGCAACUGCGGACACCGGAGAGGGACAAGGCCCGUGCGGUGGAGCAGCUGGAGAGCUGCAUCACCCACACAUCCGAGUCGGAGACGAGAGGCACAGUUCACCAUAAGCAUCCUGUGGCGGUAACCACGACGGGGCCCACGAGAUCUGCGGCUGCAGCCGGGCCGAACGAGCGGAGGAAGAGGAAGCGGCCGCGGCAGGCUUCGACGUCCAAGAGCCCGGAGGAGGCGGAGAGCCAAAGAAUGACGCACAUUGCGGUGGAGCGCAACCGCCGGCGGCUCAUGAACGAUCACCUCGCUACUCUCCGCUCCCUGAUGCCAUCUUCCUACGUCCAACGCGGAGACCAGGCGUCCAUCGUCGGUGGUGCCAUCGAGUUCGUUAAGGAGCUCGAGCACCACCUCCUCUCCCUCCAAUACGAGAAGCGGUUGCCGGCGUCGGCCGCUGUCCGGUCGAGGUCGAACGACGACGAACAAUGCCAUGCUUCCACUCUGCACGACGGGUUCUUCAUCUCGCCACAAUACACGGGCUACUCGCAGUGGAAGCGGCGACGGGGCGACGGUAAAGGAGACGAAGCGCAGCAGGAGAAUGCAACGGGGAUGGACGUGGAAGCGACGUUGGUGCAAGGCCAUGUGAACUUGAAGGUCGCCGGGCGGCGACGGCGAGGGCAGCUGGUGCGAGCCAUUGCAGCCAUGGAGGAACUCCGUCUCUCAGUCCUCCAUCUCAACAUCAUCUGCCUCGAACCAUCCUCCAUACUUUACUCCCUUAACCUGAAGAUGGAGGAGGAGUGCAAGUUGGGGUCAGCGGAUGAGGUUGCGACGGCGGUGCACCAGAUCUUCAGCUACAUCAACGCCUGCUGAUGACGCGAUGAUGAACGCGUCAGGACGAACGAGAGACGAGAGAGACGAGAGAGACAGGACAAGGGAAGAGGAGAUGCUCGUCUUAAAGGUGGGGAGGGCAGCGUAACACGUCUCCUACUUCUGCAGCGGCAGCUUUCCUUCUGAUACACGCAGUGAUAGGAGCUUGGACUCUUUGGGUUGCGGUUUUGCAGCUUUAUCUCUCUUCGUUUUCAAUCUCUCUUUGGGAAAGGAUGCUGACAAUUGGGCUGAACAUGAUUACUGAUGAUGCAGGAUACUUUAUCCCGCUAUUAACAGUGUGUAUUCUGCAUGAGUUUGAAGGCA
Messenger RNA from Musa acuminata AAA Group (dessert banana), 1814 nucleotides. Its product is annotated as transcription factor bHLH57-like. Gene Ontology annotation, molecular function: RNA polymerase II cis-regulatory region sequence-specific DNA binding; DNA-binding transcription factor activity, RNA polymerase II-specific; protein dimerization activity. Lineage: Eukaryota; Viridiplantae; Streptophyta; Magnoliopsida; Zingiberales; Musaceae. Gene Ontology annotation, biological process: regulation of transcription by RNA polymerase II. The transcript has 4 exons. Bases 330 to 1493 code for a protein of 387 amino acids. The record is from RefSeq and is a predicted model, not a curated record.